This is a messenger RNA of Sarcophilus harrisii (Tasmanian devil), 3015 nucleotides long. RefSeq names its product 1-phosphatidylinositol 4,5-bisphosphate phosphodiesterase epsilon-1-like. The transcript has 3 exons. Lineage: Eukaryota; Metazoa; Chordata; Mammalia; Dasyuromorphia; Dasyuridae. The record is from RefSeq and is a predicted model, not a curated record. Bases 1173 to 2408 code for a protein of 411 amino acids.
UAGCUCCAGAGGGCAGGGAAAGCGCGGACCGGAGUAGACGGAACCGGACCGGUCCGUCCCGAGGCGGCCGCAGAGGAGGGCGCCCGGUGAAGCCUGGUCCGGGGCUGCUCCGCUCCUGGUCCUGGGGGCGCUGCCCGAGCCCCCGGCCCGGAGGAGGAGAAGGGCUCGCUCCUCACCGGCACACCCCGCGCGCGCUCUCUCGCCCCCAGCCCGGUGCCAUUCACUGCCUCACGCACACUCCCUGGGCGACCUGGAGCGGGCAGCGAAACUGAGGCGCCCCACGCGCCCUGUAGCUCGGCCCGCACUCGGCCCCCGCGCGCGCGGCGAAACUGGGGCGCCGCACACCCUCCGCGCUCGGCACUCACCCACCCUCACACUCACUGGUGAGCGCGAGCGAGCCGGAGAAACCGAGCGCCGCACACACCCAGCGCCCGGGACACGGGGGGCCACAGUCGGGCGUCGGAACUUAGGCCAGAUACGGGACCCCCCGCCCCCCGCACACGCGCACGCUCCCUCCCCUCCCCCACCCCCACACGGCUGGCUCCGGGCAGCGGGACAACGAUCGAUCGAACCGAGCCGCGACGCGGGGCGCGCUCCCGGAGUCCGUUGCGCGGGGCCCUGCCCUGAGAUCGGUGAGGCUGACCUGGCUCCAUCCCGGGGGAGGAGGAGAAGUUGAGACCGAUCGUGGUUUCCACCCGACCCGUAGGUGUCAACCGUUACCUACGUGCGUGCGGAGGCGAAUGGGCCAGCACGUGUGAAGGGGAGACGUUCGGGCCCAGCGAGAGAUGGUCCAGGAAACUCCUGAAUUGGUACCUGUGUCAAAUGCACCUAAUUGAUGGAACAGCUAUUUCAGAAUGCCCCCUCUGCUAAAAAUUAAAAUAAUUCCAUUGCACAUAACAGACAGGGGGUGGAAAAUUACUGUUUUUGCAAAAGUAAACUACAAAAUUACUAUACUUACAAAAAUCUUCUGGAAAAACAUUUCAUGCUACUAAGUUACCAGAGGAGUAACCCUUUUUUGACCUAUUGCAAUUGUGUGAAGAGAAUAAUUGCUAUUUUAGAAGAGGACUUAUAUAUGUUAGAUUGUUUUUUCUAACAAAUUGUUAUUUCAUAAAAAUCAUGAUGUGAUCAUCAAAGAGGAAAAAACCCAAUAACUGAAGUCAGUGUAUGUCAAGAUGACCUCUGAAGAAAUGGUAGCUUCUGUUCCUAUGACACAGAAAAAAGUGAUAGUUGCUAGCUCAGCUACAGAUGAAAGUAGUGAAAAUGUCUCAGAUAUCAGUGUUAUGAAAAGACAUACUAAUAAGCCAAACAAAGAAAUCCCUCAUACUCUCUCAUGUUUAAACAGAUUUAGAGAAGAACCUAUUGAAAAUUCAUUGCCCAAUAUUUUCUCAGUCUCAAGUAAAGAAGCAAUCAGUGAUAAGAAUAUCCAUGAAAACUUUAGGGAUAGAAGCAUGGCAGAGUCAAUGGAAUAUAUUAACAUUAACUGUAACAACAUGCCUAAUAACUGCCAGAGUUCAUAUAGCCAUUUCUGUAAGUCAUGUGACUCUAAAUCAGAAGAAAACCUGUGUUUGGAUACUGGAAUUUCAUCUUCACUGGAAAGAAACAUGUUUCCUGGAAUUAAACUAGAAGUUGAUGACUCUUCAGGGGAAACAAAUCCUAUAAGAAGUCAAUCAGCAAUUAUUCAGACUAACAAAGGUCAUAUUGAUAAUAUGGCUAUAUUUCAUUUUCAUUAUGCAGUUCAGAGAAAUGCAUCAAAGACUUUUUGUACCAUAUCUGAUGGCUUAAUUUUAGAUGAUUGCGGCAACUGUGUACAACUACCAAAUGUUAGAGAUGAUCAAAAAGACAAUUACUCAGCAUAUACUUGUAGCUUAAUGGAAUUGACAAAUGAUUAUGACCAUAAGAAUGGACUGAAGAGAUGUGAUAACUAUGAUACCUUAAGAGAUAAAUAUUUAUGCUUAGAAAGAUCUUGCCAGGAGGUUAAAAUGGCAUGUUCAAAUAAAAGUUUCUGUGGUGAUGAUUUUCCUGGAAGAAUGCCUACCAAGCCCUUUUUGAGUCAUUUGGAAGAUUGUACUGAUAAUUUUGAAGAAGAUUUUUUUAAAAACAAAAAGGAGCGAUCCACUUUGUUAAUUAGAAGAUUUUGCAAAAAUGAUAAGGAAGUUAAAAAAUCUGUUUAUACAGGAACCAGAGCAAUUAUGAGAACCCUGCCUUCUGGGCAUAUAGGACCUGGAGCUUGGAGUUAUAUUGAGCAGAAAAGAAGUUAUGACAUUAAGAAUUUUAGCAGUUCAGAGAAAACAGCAACAGUACAGAUUAAGCAAGAUGUGAAUCUCUGUCUUGGAAAAUCCCAUUGGUUUCUGCUUCACUUCAAUCCAUUUGUGAAGCAAAACUUGCAAGUCUCUAUUAAGGGUAAGUAGUUAUUAAAUGUCAAUAUUGUUAGUAAUAGAAUUGUAUUUAAAAAAAAGAAAAUUGUAAAGUGAAAUUAGGUAUAAAGAAUUCAUGUCAUCAGUUUCUAAAGCCUUUGAAAAUUUCAGAAAGAUCCCCUUCAAAUUCUCUAUUACUGUCUUCAUUGACUUCCUUUUUUCUCAAUAAGCUUUUUUUUGAAUUACAAAUGUUAUCUAUCAUUUCAAAUUGUAAAUAUAUAAUAAUGUGGUUGUAUUAUGAGUUAAGUAGACUUUAGUAGACUAGCCUCAUAAUUACCCAGAAUGUGUAACUUGUUUGUCUAAGAAAAAAUGCUAAAUAGCUGAAAGUCUUCUGGAAUACACAUUAUUUAUAAGUCCUAUGUGUCCUGUUCUAUAAUAGUUUGUCCUAUACAAUUAGUUAUUUUAUUAUCAAUCAAUAAGUAUUUAUUAAGCAAGUAUGUAUGCAUGUUUGUGUUAAUUGUUGGAAGAUGGGGUACCAUAAACAAUUUCAGACCACAAGACAAUUAAAAUGCAGGAUAGUUUACAUUUAAUUGCAUGAAAUGUAUAUUGCAUACUACUAGGCCCUUAUGAAUUUUUUUUGUCUUUUUAAAAUUAUUAUUAU